Messenger RNA from Eleginops maclovinus (Patagonian blennie), 538 nucleotides. Its product is annotated as guanine nucleotide-binding protein G(I)/G(S)/G(O) subunit gamma-7-like. Gene Ontology annotation, biological process: G protein-coupled receptor signaling pathway. Gene Ontology annotation, molecular function: G-protein beta-subunit binding. The transcript is spliced from 2 exons. Gene Ontology annotation, cellular component: heterotrimeric G-protein complex. The record is from RefSeq and is a predicted model, not a curated record. NCBI's taxonomy places the organism in Eukaryota, Metazoa, Chordata, Actinopteri, Perciformes, Eleginopidae. The coding region runs from base 210 to 428 and encodes 72 amino acids.
ACAUGUGCUGUAUGACCUUUCAUAUCACAGAGCCUUUGAACUCCCCCAACAGUGAAUAAAAAGGGGUUACUUUACAGGUGACAAAGAAGAGUUUUUCUCACUCUAGCACAACCCGUGCCAACUCUUGGAUUUGGAUGAAAAUAAUACUCUAAAUCAUUUUCCUGCUGCUCCUUCUUUUGGACUUUGGCUGAAUCUGUACACAGAAGGCAAUGUCAGGAAACGUCAGCAGCAGCAACAGUGUUAUUCAGGCACAAAAACUGGUGGAUCAACUUCGUGUGGAGGCGUGCAUGGAGAGAAUAAAGAUCUCCCUGACAGCAGGAGACUUGGUGCGUUACUGUCAGGAUCACAGGCGCAGUGACCCUCUGCUCACCGGCAUCGCUGCCUCGUCCAAUCCUUUCAAAGACAAGAAGACCUGCGUGCUGCUUUGACAGCCUCCAGGACCGAUGAUCAUCACAGAUCGCCCAUACGGCAACUGCUUUACAGUCAAAUAUGUUAAAGAUAACAUUCUAGUGAGGCGAUCGAUCUCCUGUCACUGAGA